Messenger RNA from Anneissia japonica, 9740 nucleotides. Its product is annotated as ubiquitin carboxyl-terminal hydrolase 31-like. Gene Ontology annotation, molecular function: cysteine-type deubiquitinase activity. Bases 135 to 3077 code for a protein of 980 amino acids. NCBI's taxonomy places the organism in Eukaryota, Metazoa, Echinodermata, Crinoidea, Comatulida, Comatulidae. The transcript is spliced from 11 exons. Gene Ontology annotation, biological process: protein deubiquitination. The record is from RefSeq and is a predicted model, not a curated record.
UUGACAUUCAGACCGACCGAAGGGCGGAAACUCAGAAGCGGUAAUAAUAAUGGUUGAUUGUUUAUUUUGAUACUGUACUUCAAAAUGUGAACCUUGAAAGAAGACUGCUUGAUGUUUGAUUAACUUAGAUAAACAUGGCUCGUAGCAUUAAGUCCCGUUAUGCUUCCGAUAUGGCAUUGGACCAUUCUUCAAUGCAUUUGUUGGACACCCAUCGUGGAGGCGGCGGUACGCAGUCAGGCCUGGGUUUGAGAUGUAUGACGCCGGGCUCAACAGCCAGCCUGGGCAGAUCUGUCGUGCACCAGUCGCACGUUAUUACGGUCAGUGGAAAAUACCACAGGCCUAGACCAAAUAAAAGGUCUAAUAGUAAUGAUAACAGUGACGAGACAGGAUUUGAUAAUAGUUUUGAGCAGAGGAGAACAGCUAGCUUACCAAGAAUUGUCCAUGACCGAGUUGUAAUGAGUGUUGAAAACCUGAGUAGCACUCAAACACAAUCUCAGCAUUCUUUGGACCAUUUAGAACCUCUAUCUGAGACAGUAUCAGAGCUGCAUUUAAAUGAUUAUAAUACACCGAGGCCUGUGCUGUCUUCUUCAAAAGUGAUGAAUGGCAAGUCUUACAAAAAAAUGCGCAAGAAACCAUCUUUUAAAAACUUUGGUGGACUUGUUCAACGCAUGGUGCGACAAAUGAAAACUAUGGAUGUUGACACUCAUUCAAGCUCGUCGGAUUCUAGUGAACAUCUUGAUAACGAAACACAACCACCGUCCAAUUUUAAGGACAACAAAAAUACGAAAGUGAGUAAGGUUAAUGCAAAUGCGAACACAAAUGGUGACGUACCACGAUUACUAGGUGGGAAGAUGCCAGGACUGUCCGGUCUGAAGAAUCACGGAAAUACAUGUUUCAUAAACGCAAUUAUACAGUGUUUGAGUAACACGGACAUGUUAGCGGAAUAUUUUGUCCUGGAGCAGUAUAAGCAGGACUUGAAAAGGCUAAAACGGAAUCGUAACAGCAAGAAGUUUGGUACCAAAGGGGAGUUGACCGAACAAUUAGCCAUUCUCCUACGGGCAUUGUGGUCUUGUCAGUACACGCCGCAAUUAUCUAUGGAAUUUAAGAAAGUCGUAGCUCGCUAUGGAUCACAGUACCGUGGCAGCGAGCAGCAUGAUGCCCAGGAAUUCUUGAUGUGGCUUUUGGACAAAGUUCAUGAGGAUUUGAACAGCGCCACCAAGAAGAAAUAUAAGACUUACAAGAAUUCAAACGGUAGAUCUGAUGAAUACCUAGCAGCCGAGGCAUUAGCCAAUCACAUUCGCUGCAAUCAUAGCUUCGUACACGACCUGUUCCAGGCUCAAUUCCGCUCAUCGCUCACUUGUCCUAACUGCGGUGAGCAGAGCAACACGUUUGAUCCGUUCCUGUGCGUCUCACUGCCUUUACCGCAGAGGACUACACGACCAAUCAACGUGGUAAUGGUGUAUGUUAAUGCCACGCCGAGGAUUGUACGGUUUGCGAUUACGAUGAAAAUCGAGUCCAAAAUUAGUGACCUCAAGACAAGCAUUGCGAAGACUUGCAAUAUUACAGAAACUAGGAUGAUCUUAACAGAAGUUUACUUUGAUGGUUUCCAUCGUUCCUUCACGAAUAAACAGCCGCUGAGAGAGAUACAUGACGGUGAUAGUAUAUACGCCAUUGAGAUACCUCACAACCCGCAAGACUUGGCCAACGCCACCAACGUUGUUCCGUUUGUUCAUGUCCAUUCAUUCCGUCAAGCCCACGAUGUCAUUAAAUUUGUGUUUGUAAAUCAACAAGGGACUGGUGUUGGUGGAAGAAGGUUCGGCUUACCGGUGGCGAUAGAGGUUGACAGAGGGGUCACAUUCCAACAGCUACAGAAGGUCAUACUGAAAGCUUUAGAAUGCAAUAACAUAGAAGACGCCCUAAACCAGGGUACCUUGUUCAAGCUGGCAAUUAUAAAUGAAUUCGGCAACCGAUGUUACAUUCUAUCAGAAGAACUGAGACCACUACAUAACUCAAUUGUUAAUAAGAUGUUGCAGUUGUCAGAAACACAGGGAGAGCCAUGCCAUGUGAAGGCAGUUAUUGAGUGGGACAAGGACUUGAGGACGAGGUUUUCUCAGUGGGUGUUGUCUAUCUACAUCGAGGAACAUGAAAGUGUUAAAGCAGAGAGACUUGCUCAUCAGAAACCAAUCGGAGCAAAUCUGUUUGACUGCUUCGAUCUGUACACUAAGGAGGAGAUGCUUGGAGAUGAUGAUGACGCUUGGCAUUGUUCACAUUGUAAGAAACUACAGCAAGGAACCAAAAAGAAACUUGGAUUAUGGUCUCUACCCGAUAUCCUUAUUCUACACUUGAAAAGAUUCCAACAAACUGAUUCCACACGAAGCAAACUCAACACACUGGUGCAAUUCCCGGUCAGCGGUCUGGAUUUAUCGCAGUAUCAAGAACGCAGGCUUCAACACGGGUCACACACAAACACUCUAAACACACUAACAAGUUGGUCUCCCUGGCGUCAGCACCGGCGACGCUCAAUGCAAUACAGCGAUAGUAAUGUGUACGACCUUUAUGCUGUCUGUAACCACAUGGGAACAUUGAGUGGUGGACAUUACACUGCUUUUUGCAAGAAUCCAACAGACAACCAGUGGUAUAACUUUGACGACACAAAGGUGACACCAGUCCAAGAUGACAAGGUGAUAACAAAGGCCGCUUACAUUCUGUUCUACCAUCGCCGAUGCCUCUCAAACGGUAGCGUCAGCUCUGGCAGCUCUACAAGUUCAUCGACCUCAGAGCAUUGGGUGUAUCGAACGCCUGCGGCUAAGGCCAAUGGUUAUAAGCAUGCAAACUCUCAAGGGAGUUCUCAAGAUGAGGAGAUGCUGAGUGAAGCUGAGGCAACUGAGAAGGACUCAAAGAAGAGAUUAACCUUAAGUCGGUUACAACGUUCUCUUAGCAUGCGUCUGACGUUACGGAAAACCAAGAAGAGAACAGCAAACAAGCCAUCGACACCAACGACUGCAGAAGUGGCAACAGAAACAGAUUCAACAACACCAACAACAGACACAAGUAAACCUCCAGAAUCAAGUGUAUAAAUGUAGGGUUUAUGUCCAUGUUUUUAAACAAUAUAAAUUACCUUACAUAAGUCAUCCCCAAUAUGGUUUUUAGAUAGCUAAUCUUAGCUUUACUUGAUGUUCUUCAUCGCUUUUUGUAUUACUACAGCUGAUAAUAAGUUAUGUAAGUCUAAGUUAAGAAUAAGUAUUAUAAAUAUACAACUAAAAAGGUGUCUGCUUUAAUAAUUUGCUCCACUGAAAAAAAAAGUAGCCAUAGAGGGUCCACUAACAUUUUGGUAGAUUUCAGGUAAACAAUCCGUGAGAAAAGAUGAUUACAGUUACUUCUAACUGACUGAGUGUUGCAACUCGGUUUAAGUUGAUUAUCUGAAUUUCUCUUAACUCGAUCAGAUGGUCUGCAAAGCCACGCCUCUGGAUAUUGUUGCUAAGUUCCCACAAAAUCAUGUUUGUGGGACAAUACGUUUUGGCAGGCCUGGUCCUGAUUGGUCAGUUUGAUUGAUACUCUGGAAAAGUUCAUUCCUAUUGGUCUGUAUAUUAUGUAAACAAUCAUUGGUUACUGGUACAUCGGUUAAAUAGUUGAUGUUAGGUAGCUGGAAAAAGAAGUGUAUAAAUAAAAGUCAAAUCAUAAUUUAAAUUUUUGAUAGCAUAAAUGUGAACAAAUUUUAUAAAAUGUUGAAGAACCUCCCAGUAAAACUACCAAUGAUAAUGAUAUUUAAAAAUACUACCAGAAGAGAUCUUUCGUAACUUAUUUGCAAUAUCUGUAAAUCUUUAAUAAUUUUAUUCAAAUUGAUGAUUAAAAAAAUAUAAAAAGUAAACUGCUUUUAAUUUUAAAAGAAAAAAAAACUUUUUAAAUGAAACUCACUCCUUGUGUUAAGUAAAGGCAAUAGUUAAUUUAAAAAUGAUAAUCAUUAUAGAAUGAUUGGAUGAUAAGAAACUGUGUUUGAUUGGCUUAAUAAAAGCUAGGUUUGUAUAUUGUAUUAUAUAAUGUUGAUAAUUGUAAGUUUUAAAUUUAAAAAAUGUACCAAAACAUAUAUCCUGAAUUAUGUAUAAUAAUUUUACUUAGGAAACUGGAGGAUUUUAUACAAGUGGAUUAGGCUAUGUCUGUAUAUUUGUACAAAACUGAGGUCUAUUUUAGGGAUGGUAGUAUAUAUUUUUUGAUUUUGAUUUCACUUCUUCGGUUGUCCAUAAAAAGUUGGUGAUUGUAUUCCAUGUGUAUUUGUAUAUAUGCCAUGAUUCCUAUAGUCCGUUAAUACUAGUCACAUAUUGGUAAUCACUACACUAAUAUUUAAAACCGAAAUUUGUAAAAAUUUAAGGAUAGAAAUAAUGUUAAAGACAGGGAUCCCAAAUUUGGAAAAGUCACUUUCGGACAUUCUUGAGAGACCACUCCAAAUUUUCAGGUGCCAGAGGUGGUCCCGAAUUAGAGGGCCAACUGUACUUGCAAACAGUCAGAAUUUGCGAGAAUUGAGUUAAUAUCUGGAAGAUUGUUGGAAGCAGCUUCCGAGAGUAUUCCGCAACUUGUCGCCGUAACUCAUGGGAAAAUUUGGAUCCCUGAAAACAUAUACCAUCUAUGUUGACCUAAAAACUCAAAUUCAGUACCUGCAUUGCUAACUUUGUCUAUUUAAAAACAUAUAAAUUAUUAAUAGAAGAUUAUUUACAAUUAACUGACACACAGGCAUUACCCUAAAUGUAUUUAUAUGUGGGCAUGUUGAUGUCAUAUCAUACCAUAUAUGGGCAAAUAAUGGGUAUUGUCAUAAAAAAUGUGUGUAGUAAAACAUCUCUAAUUCAUCAAAGACAACUGAAUUGUUUUUUUCUGUUUAGAUAAUUAAUAAUUAAGAGAUAAUCUGCUUGGUCCAUUUAUAUGCACCUUUCAAGUUUUCACCUCAGAUGGUAUAUGUUAUGAUUUAAUAGUAUUUCUUCUGGAAAUUGUAAACCAAUUUAAUCAACUCGUAUUAAAUUAGGUUAUAAGACGUUUAUUGGGAUGUGUGUGCGUGAACAUUAGAAAGCUAUAAUUAUUCUUACUUGUUGCCAAAUACAAAAAAUGAUGCUUAUAUAAUUUUUUUGUUGAGGCAUUUCUUUUUAGUAAAGGUUUUUUAAAUUGGUUCUACUCUAUGGUAGACCAGAUUUCAUUAUUAAUGUGUUGGCUACAAAGAAUAUGAAGCUCUAUUUUAGUGAUCAUAAUCUCACAUCUCAACAUUGUAUAUCUGAUAAUAAUGUCAGAUUCUUAAGUGAUCAUUUAAUUAGAUUUGCAUUUUUCUGGUCAUUUCAUGAGCUAUCUGUACUGGUUAUUGCAAUUAUUUUGGGUGAUGCAGAUUCUUGAGACAAUCUCGCAGGUUUUUGUGAUCAUUUCAUGAGAUGUGGAUGCUUAAGUGUGAUCAUUUCAUGAGAUGUGGAGGCUUGUGAUUAUUUUCAUGAGAUGUAUCAACUCUGUAAUUUAUUAUGAUCAUUUCAUAAGUUACAUCAACCAUACUGUUUUUUGUGAUCAUUUCUUGAGAUGUAUCAGUUACUGUAUAUAUAUCUUUUUGUGAUCAUUUCAGAAAAUGUGUGGACUCUCGUUGAAUGUGCGAUCAUUAUCAAACCCUUUCUGUAAUCUUGAUGAUAUAUAUAAGUAAUUUACUAAAGUUCGUCUGAUAAUGUAGACUUGAGUUUGUAAUCAUUAGGUCAGGUGUAUUAACUCAUUCUGUAUUACUCUGAUCAUUUUAUCAGAUAAUCAUAUGAUUAAUUUAUCAGAUGAUUAUAUGAUGCUGGAUUAUCUGACAAUUUAUAUUUUUGUGAUCAUUUGAAUGCAUUUUUAUUUUUGUAUAUAACUUAAGAUAACUUUUACUUUACUUAUUACAGUUUUAUUCUUGCGAUCAAAAACAUCUCGUUUCAAACUUUGUUUAUUUUUAUUAGCUGCCUAAGAAUCUAUCUGAAUAAUGUAAUAAUUUUCAUAUCAAACUCAAAGAUGGCGCCAGAAAAUUCAAGGUCGCUGACAGCAACUGAGAUAAGUACAUGCAACUCUAGAUGCUUAACGGUCAAGAGAUUUCCAAUAAGGGGGUCUGAAACUCGUGCUACCGUUCCAACCGAUCACACCUUGGUGGUAUCACCUAAUGAGAUGUUUCAACAGGUUUUAGUGAUAAUUAUGUUGCGAUCUAUUUUUACAUUUCCGAUAAUUAUCACAUGUAAUAAUAAUUAGCCAAUGUUUUUGCCAAUCAUUUUGUCUGGUUGUCUGAAAGUGUAUCUUUAUAAUAAUUCGUGUGAUUAUUACUGUAUCAUCUCUAAAAUGUAGCCAGAUUACUAUGAUUCCCACCUUAUUUUUUGAAAACCUGAUCUUCUUAAAAAAGUAAUUUGCGCUGUUGGUUUAGGAAUGCAUAAAUUAAUGUAUCUGUAUUCAUGCGAUCAUUUCAUCAGGUUUUCAGAGUUAAUAUGUUAAUAGCUCAGGUUUAAGUAUAAAACCAGCAUGAGAAAACAACUCAAUAUUGUCAAAAACAGUAAAUUUGUGAGAAUUGUGUAGUCGUUUGAUUGUUUUUAAUUCACACUAUCAAGCUGUAUGGGACAAGUUUGUGGAAUUUGCCCAUAUAUGGGCAUGGUGACGUCAUUUUACUUUCAUAUAUGGGCAAGAUGAUGUCAUAUACCAUAUAUGGGCAAAUAACAUGUUGUCACAUAAAAUUUGGCUUCUGUCUUCAAUUGGUGUUCACAAGUUCCAUGUAACACGUUUGUGGAAAUUUCCCAUAUAUGGGCGUGGUGAUGUUGUAUCACAUUCAUAUAUGGGCAUGUUGAUAUAUACCAUGGGCACAUAACAAGCAGGUAUUAUCACAUACAAUUUGAUUUCUGUGUUCAAUUGUUGACCUCACCACACUUUUAAGUUCCAUGUGACAUGUUUAUGGAAAUUGCCCAUAUAUGGGCAUAGUGAUGUCAUAUUACAUUCAUAUAAUGGGCAUGUUGAUGUCAUAUCAUUCCAUAUAUGGGGAAAUAACAGGUAUUAUCACAUAAAAUGUGUUUGUGUGAUAGAGCUUAAUAUCCUAAUAUUGAUUUAGUAAAUUGAUUUCCUCUCAUGUUAUAUGUAACUGGUUCAGGGUAUAUCCUUACACAGGUCAGUGUACUAUCAGCUAAUCAUUAUGCAAAUUGCCUGAUGUACUAACAUUGAUUGUACAGUGUCUCUGAUUGGUCAAUAUUCAUAAUGCAAUAGAAACCCAGUUUUAUUGUUUCCAUCAAUUUUUAGUGAUCUAAUAUUUAGAAUUAAGUCUUAUUUUUAGUAAUCAAAUUCUUUGCUGUAAUACUUUUAACUAAAAAGGUUGGUCUCAUUGAAUCAUCUUGGGGCAUGUCUUCUUUGUGUACCUUGUUACGGUUUUGCUUAUUUGCAUAUGUUCUUUAGGUCAUACCUUUUUUCCUGCAUGAUUCUUCUUUGGUUCUACUCAUUAGCUUUUUUAAAUGGCAAUGACAAGGUGUGUUCCUAGUUUUAAUGAGUAAUUUUUAAAACAGUCUGCGUUAAGUGUAAAUGUUAAUCUUGUCGGACCAAUCUUGUUAUCUCUGGAUAUUUGGUGGUAGUAUUUUUUUAAUUGUUUACUAUUUUGACAUUUUAUUCACACUUAAUGUAUAAUUAUAAAAAAAAUGUUCUUGAUGGCAGAACCAUACCUGUGACGUUCCAUUUAAGAUUGUAGUGGAUUUUAUACCUGGAUACAAAAAUCAGUAGCCAGUAACCAAAAUGUAGAGGGCGGCUUAACUAAACAAUGGAGAAACAUUGAAACAUGUCAGUUUAGCAUUAAAGUUUAGAUUCCUAUCAGAAUUUAUAUAUCAGUGAAUGUUCAGAGACCAUUCAGAUGAAGUUCAGUACCUUGAUGUUGCUUUGUGUAAAGAUUAUAUAACCAUAUUGUGUACUAAAGUCAAGUAUAGUACUGUACUUAAUUUUCAUUUAAAAAAAAAACAAUUUUGGACAUGGUGGAACAGUUAAAUUUAAGCCAAUUAAAAUGGAUAUAAUACUGUUGUAAGGGUAAAAUACAACACUUUCAACUCAAAAAGCCUUCUGUAUAACAGAUUAUAUUAUACGCAUGUGAUGCAAUUAGUUUUUUGGCCUUUCGAGGUUGAAAAUUACACCCCAAUAAUCUGUGGUUUUUUUUUUUACCCAAGACAAUGUUGUCUGAGGUUACAUUAUCCAAUCAAGUGCCAAUAGUUUGUCUUGUGAUUUUUGUCAACAUAUUGGUGCCAAACCUAAACUUCCUACUUAUUUAUCUAUCCAUCAAUGGAUUCCCGCUGCAUUCCUCGUUGUAAUACCGGUAUUGACACAUACAUUCAGUGGUGGCACCAGGUAGGUCCGUCACUACGACAAAGUCAUCGGACCAAAAAUAAUAUUUUACCUAUCCACAUAACGUUAUUUUGAUUGCUUAUCACUAAUAUUAUGGUCUGAAAAGAAAAUUUGGGCCAUGCUAUGCCUGAGGCACUGAGUCAGUCCAGGGCUCGUUGAAUCUUCCUGAGCAUGUGCUAAUAACGUAUAACUGAAUUUUUCCCAGCGCAUAUCCACUUUUAUACUGAACAUGCAUGUGCAAGAUCACAAACUAUUUGUAGCCACAGUCGCGUUAAAACCUAGUUCAUAUUUAAAUCAAAGUAUGGGCUGCAGCAUGAUUUUGUAGAGGUACAGUCACCCAUUUUCUUACUCAAAAUUUAUCCAAUUUUAACGGCUUAAGGGACAUGAGCACACCAUGCGUUAAAACUAUAUCACGUGCGUUGUACUACGGUUGUACGACCUUUGGCCGACAAAUCCAACUCAUACUGAUUAUCGGUGGCACUCUGAACAAGUUGUAAUUAAAAACGAUCUGUUGCAUGCGCAUUGUGCCAUUGCGUUCUCCAUAGAAUUUCGUCGAUCUGCGACGACCGUCGGGCAACGGGAGUGCCUCUCUUUAUAUGCUUCAGUUUAAUAGUUAAAUGUAAACUGAGUGGUUGCCUCAAUGGGCUGUUCCAGUUGAACUACAGCAGGUUGUUUAUUUAAGUGGCUAAAACUUUACUUUGUAUAUCUAAAUCCAAGGAGUUUAGACAUAUAAUACAUGAUUGUUAAAUUAUCUUGUACAAAAUGUGAAUUUAUCAUUGAAAUACUGGAUGUAUUGUAAUCAUACUUUUUUUAUGUUAAAAUUUUAAGGGGAUUUUUUUAAAUCAAUACUGUGUGACACUUAAAUUGCGAUACACCAAAAAAAUCGUACACAACCUGUAUUGUUGCAUAUUAAGCACACAUUUGUGGUUAGAUGAUUACUAAAAUAAAGAUUAUAUUUCUGAAAACUUCAUGUAGGUAGAGUUACCAAAGUUGUAAUUGUAUGAGGGCGCCCUACUCUAUAGUGUGUGAGGGCACUCUUUUUUGAAUAGUAAGAAUACUAUUGAAAUAAUUUAUUUUACUUUAAUUAGAUUGAUGUGUUGAACAAUAUCCGGUAGUUUUCUCUGUUGAAGAUAAAAUGUUUACACUUAUUACUUUUAUGAGCCAAUUCAUAGCGGAAUUUCGCUUCAAGUUUGUAAAAAAAAUAUAUUAAAAUCCUAAUAUUUAUGAUUUAUCUUAAAUUUUCUUGUAAAAUGCUUUCUGUUUUUAUCAAAUAUUUGGUACAGAAUUCUUUAGAAUCACAUUUACUUGAUGUCCGCAUGUCGAUUUCAUUCCCGAGAAAAUACUUUUUGACCUACACUGACCUGAAGUGAGUAUUUUCAGAUCAAAAUAAAUUCAAAAAGCUAUCAAAA